Molecule: messenger RNA, 2316 nt
Organism: Dipodomys spectabilis (banner-tailed kangaroo rat)
Lineage: Eukaryota; Metazoa; Chordata; Mammalia; Rodentia; Heteromyidae
Gene: Pisd
Product: phosphatidylserine decarboxylase
Exons: 8
Coding region: 300-1427 (375 amino acids)
Biological process (GO): phosphatidylethanolamine biosynthetic process
Cellular component (GO): mitochondrion
Molecular function (GO): phosphatidylserine decarboxylase activity
Source: RefSeq, a predicted model, not a curated record
CUUUAACGCCGGGUGUGCCUCCUCCAGACCCGUCCCUCGCGUCCCGGAGGCCGCCUGAGGCCAGGGCUGGAGGAGGACGGCCACCGCUGGGAGCCCCAGUGAGACCCGCUGACCGCGCUGACUCUAACCCACGCCCCGUGAACCUCCGAGAGAACCCGGAAGCGGCACCAGCAGCGCCCCUGGAGCCGUGACAGCGCAGGAGAUCCUCCCGCAGGGGGAAGGGGAGGCAGGAGGAAAAACAAAGGAGAGCGAGGAGCGCGAGCGAGCCUUGCGCCGCCUCCCUGCGCCGCCUGCCCACGAUGUGUCAGUCAGAGGCACGGCGAGGACCAGAGCUCCGAGCAGCAGCGAAAUGGUUGCACUUUCCUCAGCUGGCCCUGCGGCGGAGGCUGGGCCAGCUGAGCUGCAUGUCCAGACCCGCCUUGAAACUGCGCUCGUGGCCCCUGACCAUCCUCUACUACCUCCUGCCCUUCGGCGCCCUCAGGCCACUCAGCCGGGUGGGAUGGAGGCCCGUGAGCAGGGUGGCCUUGUACAAGUCGGUGCCAACGCGACUGCUGUCACGGGCGUGGGGCCGCCUCAACCAGGUGGAUCUGCCGCACUGGCUGCGCAGGCCUGUCUACAGCCUGUAUAUCUGGACCUUCGGGGUGAACAUGAAGGAGGCUGCCGUGGAGGACCUGCAUCACUACCGCAACCUCAGCGAGUUCUUCCGGCGCAAGCUGAAGCCGCAGGCCCGGCCUGUCUGCAGCCUGCACAGCGUGAUCAGCCCAUCCGAUGGGAAGAUCCUCAACUUUGGACAGGUGAAGAACUGUGAGGUAGAGCAAGUCAAGGGGGUCACCUACUCUCUGGAGUCGUUCCUGGGCCCCCGCACCCACGCAGAGGACCUGCCCUUCCACCCAGCCUCCUCGUGCGAAUCCUUCCGAAACCAGUUGGUCACGCGCGAAGGGAACGAGCUGUACCAUUGUGUCAUCUACCUGGCCCCUGGGGACUACCACUGCUUCCACUCGCCCACUGACUGGACCGUCUCCCACCGCCGCCACUUCCCAGGCUCCCUGAUGUCUGUGAACCCGGGCAUGGCGCGUUGGAUCAAAGAGCUCUUCUGCCACAACGAGCGUGUGGUGCUGACGGGGGGCUGGAAGCACGGCUUUUUCUCGCUCACCGCCGUGGGGGCCACCAAUGUGGGCUCUAUUCGCGUCUACUUUGACCGGGACCUGCACACGAACAGCCCGCGGUACAGCAAGGGCUCCUACAAUGACUUCAGUUUCGUGACACAUGCCAACAAGGAGGGCGUCCCCAUGCGGAAGGGCGAGCACCUGGGCGAGUUCAACCUGGGCUCCACCAUCGUGCUCAUCUUUGAGGCGCCCAAGGACUUCAACUUCAGGCUGAAGGCGGGACAGAAGAUCCGUUUUGGGGAGGCGCUGGGCUCCCUCUAGGCUUCUUCCUGGCUGCAGCUGCUGAAGAGUCUGUCCACAUAGGAGCUGAGGGGGUCUUAUAGGGUGCCCCAGGCUGUGUGGGUAAGGGGCAUGGCAGGGUCAACCCGGUAGAACCUGAAUGAUCUGCUGCUCUUGCCUGUCCAGAGAUAGGUGGUUCUAGAUUCCCAAGGCAGCCAGAACCCCUGCUGGGCCUGGGCCUCACAGAGGUGGUAUGGGUGGGGCUGGCCUCACAGAUCACUUGCUAAUACUGUAUAAACUGGAGACCCUGCAUCCGAGUUGAGCUGGUCUUGGGCUAUUAUUUGAAGGCGGCAAGUGCUGACAAAGCGUGACUUUUCUGGCGCCCCUUUUUGCUUGGGCCUCACCCCAAUGCCCCCCUGCACCGUACACAGGGUGAGGUGCCUCCUCGGCACGGACUGUGGGCCUGCCCUCCCUCAGAGCAGGCUCACCCAUCGUUUAUUCUCUGUUCCCCAAUUUUCCUCCCCCUCCCUGCUCGUUAGGAAAGCAAAACCUUUCUCUGCAUGUGGCUGACCAUGUGGCCCCAACUCUGCUAGUGCCUUCUGAGGGUGGCAGCUGAUGACUCCCGGCCUGGGGGGAGGAGGGGUGUGAACGGAUGGAGUGGGAAGGGGCAAAUGGCUGCUGUGGGUCCAGGGGCUGUGCAGAGCCUUGGUGGGUGAGGUCAGCGCCUAGCAAACCUGCCCCCGGUGAUGGGUGCAGGCCUAGGGGAGCCAAGUUGACCCUGGGGACGCUGUGAAUUUCUCCUACAGGAGAAAUUGAACUUUUUCAACUGUAUCAGUAGCACAGUAUUUUGUAUGAAAAGUGGGAGACUUCUGAACAGUAAUUCAUUUAACUGCAAGACAUUUUGAAAUAAAAACAAAACACGUGGUUGUAA